AUGACUUUGACCAACGCCCCACCAACCGCUACUCAGGCGACUGGGUCGUCUCCGAAUGCUGUACCCGUCGAAGCAAUGUUCAGCCUCAUCAUGGAUGCUGUCCGAGAGUCGCAUAAGGACAUCUCGGAGCUCAGAAAGGAAUGCCAUGAGCUUCGUCUGGCAAAUGCAGCACUCGAGAGGCAAGUUCGGGAGGGACUUCAAUGGAAUUUGCACACAUCGCGUAAUGGAACGCCGGGUUUUAUGACCCCUGCCCCUGCGAGUCCAAGGUUACUUCCAAAAUCGCCAUUCCUCAGCCCCCCAGUUCCAUCGGUGCCGUCAAUCACCACGUCUGGCCCUGAAACACCAUACUUCAAGCCAUCGCCUUUGGGCGAUAAUGCUCUCACCGCAUUCCCGUACGGGACCAGGGAUAUUCCUGGAUUCUACGUGGUAAUCCCCGCUGGUGGCGCAGGUACUCGCCUCUGGCCGCUUUCCAGGGAGGGACACCCCAAGUUCCUUCUCGACCUCACCCUCAAAGGCCGCUCCUUGAUCCAAGCAACUUGGGAUCGUCUUCUCCCUCUCUCCUCCGCAGAACGGACCACCAUCGUAGCCGGCCCUAGUCACGUCAGGUCAAUUAGGGAGCAGCUACCCGACCUUCUUCCACACAACCUAUUCACCGAACCUGGUCCCAAAGAUUCAAUGGCAGCCAUUGGUCUUGCCGCCGCUAUUCUGGCGAAACGCGACCCACAAGCCAUCAUUGGUUCCUUCGCUGCCGAUCACAUGAUUUCUGGCGACGAUGCCUUCCUCUCUGCCGUUGCAGAAGCAGUUGAAGUCGCGAAGAAGGAUUUCCUUGUGACCAUUGGUAUUGCUCCGUCCCACCCAUCGACCGGAUUCGGUUAUGUCAGGCUUGGGGAUAAACUCGGCUUCAAGGAAGCACCCAAUGCUCGUCUAGUCUCCAGCUUCAAAGAAAAGCCCGAUGCUCGUACAGCAGCAUCCUACAUCGCGACGGGUAAUUAUCGAUGGAACGCCGGCAUGUUUGUGACAAAAGCGACAUUCCUGCUCGAGCUCCUGAAAGAAUACCAGCCUGAGCUGCAUGAUGGACUUAUUCAGAUCGCAGAAGUUUGGGACGAUGAAGUUAAACGUCAAACUGUCCUCGGCGAAGUCUGGCCAGGUCUAGAGAAGAUCCCCAUUGAUAACGCCGUCGCGGAACCCGCUGCAGCUGAAGGGCGUGUUGCCGUUGUUCCAGCUACUUUCGGUUGGGACGAUGUUGGCGACUUCUCUUCUCUGGCCGAUCUUCUCCCUGCGGAGGCCAACCAGCCCCGCGUUCUUGGUGAUAGCAGUUUUGUUCUCACAGAGCAAGUAGCAGGUGGCAUCGUUGUCCCAGGUUCUGGGCGCUUGAUUACUUGUCUUGGAGUGGAUGACUUGGUGAUUGUUGAUAUGCCAGACACCCUGCUUGUCACGACUCGCGCUCGUUCGCAGGAGGUCAAACGUCUGGUGAAGAAAUGCCGCGACGCGGGCCACAAGGACCUCCUUUGA
This is a messenger RNA of Coprinopsis cinerea okayama7#130, 1512 nucleotides long. Its product is annotated as mannose-1-phosphate guanylyltransferase. The coding region runs from base 1 to 1512 and encodes 503 amino acids. The record is from RefSeq and is a predicted model, not a curated record. Gene Ontology annotation, biological process: GDP-mannose biosynthetic process. The transcript is spliced from 5 exons. NCBI's taxonomy places the organism in Eukaryota, Fungi, Basidiomycota, Agaricomycetes, Agaricales, Psathyrellaceae. Gene Ontology annotation, molecular function: mannose-1-phosphate guanylyltransferase (GTP) activity.